UUUGGAGCAGCUUAAAUUCAUGUAUGAUGAUUUAUUUAAAAAAUAAAAAUAAAAAGACAAAAACUGACUAAUCAGGCACCUGCAUUGAUGUAACUAGUUUACGUGUUUAACUUAACAAAUCUUCAUUUGUUUGUUCUUCAUCUAAUGUGCCAAAUCUGUUACAAAACACAAUGUCCCAUAAUCCCCUUCGGUUUUGUUGUGCUUUUUACGAAUGACGUAGACGUGUUUUGAAGUUUAGAGUUUGUUCAGCUUAUAACCAACCCCUGGCUUUUCUGCCCUUCUUGGACAUGUUUUCAUAAACUGCCGCUGUUAGAAUGCUGUCUGCUGCUUGUCUGCUCUUGGGCUUUGCACCCUUUCUGGUGCAUGGUGUCCCUCCUAUUUGGACCCAGCCAGAGCAGGUUCAUCUUUCUUAUGCAGGAGUACCAGGCUCUAUGGUGGUAACCUGGACCACCUUUAAUAAGACGGAGAGCACGGUGGAGUAUGGCCUUCUAGGCGGUCGAAUGUUCAAGCUGAUCGCCAAAGGCAGUUCUGCUUUGUUUGUAGACUCUGGAAAGGAGAAGAGGAAGAUGUUCAUCCAUCGGGUUACUCUCAUAGGCCUCAAACCUGCUGCUACUCAUGUCUACCACUGUGGCAGUGAUGAGGGCUGGAGUGACGUGUUCUCCUUCACUGCUCUGAAUGACAGCUCUAGUUUUAGUCCCAGAUUUGCUCUCUAUGGGGAUCUGGGCAACGAGAACCCUCAGUCUCUCUCUCGACUGCAAAAGGACACUCAGAUGGGAAUGUAUGACGUCAUCCUGCAUAUUGGGGACUUUGCCUAUGAUAUGCAUGAGGACAAUGCCAGGAUUGGAGAUGAGUUCAUGAGGCAGAUCCAGUCCAUUGCAGCAUAUGUGCCUUACAUGACCUGUCCAGGCAACCAUGAAUCUGCAUACAACUUUUCAAACUACAGGAGUCGUUUCAGCAUGCCGGGUCAAACCGAGAGUUUAUGGUACAGCUGGGACCUGGGGUCGGCGCAUAUAAUCUCCUUCUCCACUGAGGUUUACUUCUAUCUUGAAUUUGGCCUGGAGCUCAUUUUCAAGCAAUAUGAGUGGCUGAAAAAAGACCUGGAGGAAGCCAACCGUCCAGAGAACAGGGCAGUGCGCCCUUGGAUCAUCACCAUGGGACAUCGGCCCAUGUACUGCUCUGAUGACGAUCAGGACGACUGCACUAAGUUUCAUUCCUUUGUCAGACUGGGCCGGAACGACACCAAGCCACCAGCUCCUGGCCUUGAGGAUUUGUUUUACCGCUAUGGAGUGGAUUUGGAGUUGUGGGCACAUGAACACACAUAUGAACGACUCUGGCCGGUCUAUGGUGACAAGGUGUACAAUGGAAGUGCAGAUCAACCUUAUGUGAACCCCAAGGCUCCAGUACACAUUAUCACAGGCUCUGCUGGCUGCAGGGAAAGGACCGACAGGUUCCAACCAAACCCUAAAGCAUGGAGCGCCUUCCGCAGCACAGACUAUGGCUACAGCCGCAUGCACAUAAUCAACGCCAGCCACAUUUACCUAGAGCAGGUAUCAGAUGACCAGCAUGGCAAAGUGAUUGACAGCAUAUGGGUAGUAAAGGAAAAACAUGGCUUCUCUUCUUGGCUGUGAGGACUCGUCAUUACCAAAAAAAAACUCAUGUGCGCCAAAAUGAUAGAUGUAAUUUACAUUUCCUGAAAUAUGUGACAAUGUUUCAUUGCUUUCCUGAAAAUCAUAUUUUCAUAAUCCUUUGUUUGAUGCUAAUUUUCUGAGAAUGGAUUUAUGAUGUAAUAUUUCCUGGCUAACAAUUAAACCACACUGUUAUAUGUAAACAGUAUUUUGGCGAUCCAUCACUGUUGUCAAAAUUCUGUGUAUCUUCUAAUCAGCAGCUAGUUAGAAAUCCAUUUUAUCUAAUUCUUGCCGGAAUUAGCUAUCGACAAAAUUGUAAAAAGACACAUUGUGAGUUUGGCAGACACCGCAUUUAACUUCAGAGGAUAUUUUUCUUUUCAAACACCUCCAAACAGACUUCAAAUGUUUUUCAUUGUUCCUGGACGAGAGACUCUCUCAGUUAGUCCCUGCAGGAUAUUAGAAGCUUUUCAUUGUCCAUCUAUGUGGUCGUCAAGAUCUGAUAGAAAAACCCAUAUCAAACUCCUCAGAGUUAUGGAACUCAGGAAUUCCUAGUUGGAGCAUGUGCAAAAAUGAACAACAUUAAAAUAUGGGCACAAUAACUUAUAAUAACACAAUCUCUGUAAUGUUUUUGUAUUAUUCUGCUUAUUGCAUGCACAAGAAAUUAGUCUUUGUUUAAUAUGGUACUCCUAGGUUUACACACUGGUUAUUACCAAAACACAUGGGGUUACUUUAAAUUAAACCCUCGAUGGGAACUGCACAAGGACUUUCUCCAACAAAGGACCCAAAGCAUGAAGUCAAGAAGUCGUUCUUCACACAACAUGUCAAAACAACUAUUAAAGCUGCUUCAGAAAAUCCAGAAGUGGUCGGGCGUCAGUAGCGUGUCUGUAACUUACCGCAGCGUUGUUGAGGUUAAAUGAUGUUAGCCCAAAGCUCUGCUUGCAGGAAAAAUAAUGAUUCCUCACAUUCUCAUGCAACCCAGACCAGAUUGCAAAGUCAUGUAAGUCUCAGUAGAGAUGGGCAUUAACAAAACACUGGAAGGUUUCAAAGGUCGGCUCUGUCAUCACACCGUCAUCCAUCUCUGUCUAAAGUAUGACACAAAAACAGAUGACUGGAAAGUUUCAGUAAUCAGCAUGACUUGUGUCACACAUGUACAGUACUUUGGGUUUUCAUUGGAUAUGAGUUUUACAUCAUCAACAGUUUGCAUGUCUUGCUAAACUAGAGUACCCAGUUUGAGCAUUGUUUUGGGUUGGAUUAAUUAUAAAUAAAUGUGAGGACUGACAGGUUGAGUUUAACAACCCAAAUUCACCUUUAUGCCUAUUAUUUUACUUAUUGAUUUUGUAUAAAAAUGUAAUUUCUUUACUUUUCACUACAUCUGAUCUUAAAUAAAUCACCCGUGUUUUCCGUACUAUAAAGCGCACUUAAUAGGCUUAAUUUUUCCUUUAUUUCUUAUAAAAAACAACAGUGUCCCUUAGACCCUGGUGUCCCUUUUAGCUUUAUGGAUAAAUUCUUGUUGAGCUCACUGGUGUUGAUGCAAUUUCUUUUUUUACACUAUAUUAACAAGGGUGGAAGUUAGCGUAGUCACUGUAACGUUUGUUUUAGUGAUAUCAGUCUGUUUUUUAUGUGUUGCAAACAAGGAUGCGAGUUACAGGUAAUGGAAAUAUGCUAACAUGGCUGACGUGCAGCGUGUUACUAUAAGGUUUAGAGAAAAGUGUGAAUAAAGUUAAUAAUGUCUGAAUGA
This is a messenger RNA of Oryzias latipes (Japanese medaka), 3363 nucleotides long. It is a transcript of the gene acp7, whose product is annotated as acid phosphatase 7, tartrate resistant (putative). NCBI's taxonomy places the organism in Eukaryota, Metazoa, Chordata, Actinopteri, Beloniformes, Adrianichthyidae. Gene Ontology annotation, molecular function: metal ion binding; acid phosphatase activity. The record is from RefSeq and is a predicted model, not a curated record.